Ostrea edulis (European flat oyster) is the source of this 1198-nucleotide messenger RNA. Its product is annotated as N-acetylneuraminate lyase-like. The transcript has 11 exons. NCBI's taxonomy places the organism in Eukaryota, Metazoa, Mollusca, Bivalvia, Ostreida, Ostreidae. Gene Ontology annotation, molecular function: 4-hydroxy-tetrahydrodipicolinate synthase activity; N-acetylneuraminate lyase activity. Gene Ontology annotation, biological process: N-acetylneuraminate catabolic process. The coding region runs from base 85 to 1011 and encodes 308 amino acids. The record is from RefSeq and is a predicted model, not a curated record.
UCUUCAGCUGUGAACAGGUCAGUCGUGUUUGUAUUACAGUCUGCCGUUAAAGGUCGUGUCUUAGCGUACACACAACUAAGGAAUAUGGGAGAAAGCGGAACAAAGGCCUUUAAGAAUUUCAAGGUUGUUGGUUCUGUUGCAGCACCAUUUACACCCUUUCGCAGUGAUGGGGAAAUCAACUUUGAUAAGUUUGAGGAAUAUGUGGAAUACUUGAAAGAUCAUCAAUUCCAGUAUGUUUUUGUUAAUGGAACGUUAGCGGAGGGAAUGUCGAUGACUUUGGAAGAAAGGAAGAAGGUAGCAGAAGCAUGGAUGAAAGCGGCGAAAGGAAAAUUGAAAAUUAUCCUGCAUGUCGGAACCAGCAAUAUCAAAGAUUCUCAAGAUCUAGCUAAACACGCCAGCUCUAUUGGCGUAGAAGCAAUGGCAUCCCUCUGUCCUUCAUAUAUUAAACCUACCAAUGAAGAAACCCUGGUGGACACUAUGUGCGAGAUCGCCAAAGUAGCACCAGAAGUACCUUUCUUCUACUACUGCAUCAAUUUUGUUACUGGAAUUUACUUGGAUCCUUUCAAAUUCCUCCUGCUAGCAAAAGACAGAAUUCCGAAUUUGGUCGGUCUUAAGCAUUCCUCAAAGGAACUGAACAACGCUUAUAACUGCACUCUGGUAGAUCCUAAUAGGUUCCAAGUAUUGAUGGGAACUGAUGCACAAUUUUUACCGUAUUUCACCUUUGGGAUUAAUGUCCCUGUGACGGCGCCAUACAUGGGAACCCUAUUCUACAAGUUGAAAAAGGCAUAUGAUUCCAGAGACAGGGAAACCGCCCAGGCAAUUCAGACUCGCAUUUUGGAACUGAAUAACAUAAGAGGCAAAUAUGGAGCCGGGAUAGAAAUAGCAAAGGCGAUGUUUGGUAUUUUAAGUGGAAUUGAUAUAGGUCCAGUUAGACUGCCAAUCACACGAUUAACAGCAGACAGACAAAAUAUGUUGAAGAAGGACUUGGAGGCAUUUGGUCCAGUGGAAUAAGAUUUACUACACAAUUACGUGUACAUUACUUGUUCCCAAGUUCAUGCUCAAAGAUUUCUGGUAGAACCAAAAUCUCAUAUUCUGAAAAGACAUAUAAGCGGUCAAAUUAAUUUCUACUAUAUUCAAUUCAAGAUGUGUACAUGUACAUUAACAUAAUUUUGUACGACAUAAAAAUACUUGUGUAAAA